ACUCCAGUUUUCUUUUACCAUCCUCACAGGUUUUUGUUGUCUUCCGGGGUUAUCUGUUUCAUCUCGCGAUAGUGCCCCUCUUCCCGGUCGCCAUAUUGUAAUCUGGUUGAUGUUGGUUCGGGGCCUUAAGGGAUUCAGGAACCGGUAUAAAGUUCCGAGCCGAACCGGAAAGAUUCAACAACAGAGCAGAGCCGCCGCGGCACCGGGGGAAACCCACCCUCUUGUGAACUGCCUGCGGGCGACAUCGAGCCAUGCCAGGCGGGAGAGAGUGAGCAGACGAAAAUGCAAGAAGGGUCGGAGGACUGUAGCCAUUGGCAGGCCCAUUGACUCCCACCCCCUGUAAGUGGUCCGGAAAAACCAGCGGUCCUGGAAUGGCGCAGGGUAGCCAACAGCUUGACAUCCAGAUCCUGCAUGACCUCAAACAUCGCUUCCCCGAGAUCCCUGAGGGAGUGGUGUCUCAGUGCAUGCUCCAGAAUAACAACAAUCUGGAAGCCUGUUGCCGAGCCCUUGCGCUGGAGAGCAGCAAGUAUCUGUAUGGAGAGUACCACAGUCCAGAGGACACCAGGAUGAACAGGAACCACAUGCUUCACAUCAACCUGGGCAUCCACUCUGCCACCGGGUACCAAGCAGGGGAUGGGGCCCAGACCAACGGGGGGCGGACGCUGGUGCACAGCUCGAGCGACGGGCAUAUUGACCCACAGCGAGGAGGAGGGGCCAAGCAGCAGAUGGUGUGCAUGCUCCAAGAGCCCCAUUCAGCCCCCGCCACUGUGGCCCCUUCGCCUGUCUACAAUCCCUUCUUCAUGAACGAGCAGGGUUGCACAGCCAACACGCCUCCCCCCACCUCUCUCCCCCCCGGGAUGAGUGCUUCUGCCAUGCAGGGUCUCUCUCCCACCUACACACCCAUUCCCCGUUACACCAUGAACCCCAUCACCGUCACUCUGUCGCAGAACAUCCCUGCUACCCCGCGUGCCCUGCACCUUCCCUCCCAGAUCCAGAACUGCCCUUAUGCCACGGCUGGAAACGCAGUCUUCAUUCGGUCUGCUUCCUCCCAGAGCCCCUCGGGUAGGCAGACCCCCCAGAGUUCACCCUGGCAUUCCCCCACCGCGCAGUGUCACAUGCAACCUUACAAUCAGCAGCCUCACGCCAUCCCUGUCUACCAAACCCAGCCCUCGCCCUACCAGCCUACUCAGUAUUCCUCCAAGCAGCCUCAGAUGCCUCAGUCAGCCUUCCACUCCCCACCACCUUCCCAGUUCCCCUCUCCCUACAGCUCUCCUCAGCACCAGAUCCAGCCCAGCCAGCCUUGCCACCAGACCUCCCACGUAUUCAUGCCAAUCAGCCCCCCGACUAUGAUGUCUCUACCGUACCAGCAGCAGCAUGGCUACCAUCAGCAAGGAGGCCAGCCUGUCUCCUUUAUCCCUUACCUAUCACCGGUGAUGUCCAAGAGUUCCAUCAAAAACCAGAUAGAAAUCACUCUGGAGUCUCCCCAACGGUCCCUCAACCGCAGCUCCUCUCCUGUCACCAGCCAGCAGCAGCAGCAGCGAGGCCAGAACACACUGUAUAUCGCACCCAGCUCCCCUUCCAGAGGGAUGUCCGGAGGCCAGAUGAGCAUGAGCGGCGCUGCACAGGUGGCGGCUUAUCACCCAGGCAUGUACAUCCACCAGGGGCACUCCCGGCCGGCUCCUUCACCCCAGCAGGGAGGUGGAGGAGGAGCAGGGGGAGGACAGGCAGCUGUGGCCGCCGGCGGGCCUCGGGUGAGGGUCACGCAGCCUGGCAACUCCGCCUACACCUUCAAGAUCAAAGUGUCUCCUGGCAGGCCAGUACAGCGGCAGGUGGAGUCGCCCACUGUAGAGACUGAGAGCAUCCUGAACCUGGUAGAGCAGGGAGAGCACCCCGGCGCUCCCGAACCCAUCCAGCCCAUCUCUGCCCUGCCCGGCACGAUUGGAGACAGGGGCAGCAAUAAAUAUUGCAGGAAGUUUAGUUCGGGCUCUGACGACUAUGCUUACACUCAAGCUCUGCUCCUGCACCAGCGGGCCCGCAUGGAGAGGCUGGUAAAGGAGCUUCACCUGGAGAACCAGAUACUGGAGAAGCUCAAGACUGAUGUCAACAGCAUGGAGUAUGACCUCAUGCAGAGACGCUUCCACAGAGUCAACACCACCUCACUGAUUCCAGUGCCAGAAGACAUGACCAGACUAAGGAGCCAGAACAGACAGCUUCAAAUCAAUAUUGACUGUACACUGAAAGAAAUUGACCUCCUUAAAUCUAGAGGGAAGUUUGAUCCAAAAGCCAUGAACAACUUCUAUGACCACAUUCAGCCUGGUCCAGUAGUUCCUCCAAAGCCAAGUAAACAAGAGCCCAGGACAAGCUCAAAGCCCAGACGUCAACCGAGAGACGAGGACUUUGAAGGGGCCCACUGGAAUUGUGAAAGCUGCACCUUCUUGAACCACCCAGCCCUGAUCCGCUGUGAGCAGUGCGAGAUGCCGAGGUACACCUGAACCCAAAGCAUGGCGGGGUGAAGGGGAGGGGAGCUGCCUCAGAAACCUCACAGGGGAGUGACUGAGGGCUGACCUGUACAACUGCUACCAUUUCUCGGUGCAGGGGCAAAAGUGAAGCUCUUUUGAAUCACCAUCAUCAAAACUAUGGUAAUCCGUCCUGAUCAGGCGUAUCGGAAAGAAUGACAGAUGCAUGUUUUCCCCUUCCCCAAGAUAAAGGAAGCUGCUACUUUUCCAUAGCAGAAGGAUCUUAAUAUUGGGAUUCUGCUCCAUGACCCUUUCCUCAUAUGAAAGUCAUCCACUGUGUCCGUUCUGUGGCCUACAUUGGGAGGGGGAGAACCCUCAGUAGGUUUCAGAAACUCUUAAGGUGUUGUCUCCGGAUUGUGUGACACUUGACACUGCACCAUUUGAUCAAACUCUGGCACAGCCUGCAAAGAGCAACAUAUAAAAUAAUUAAGAGGACUUAAGAUAUUCGUAAUUGCUGCUUUCUUCAGGGUAAUUGCAAUCUGUAUGAUUUAAAUUAUAAAGUAAAGCUAUUUCUCACGUUGAUGAAAGUGUAAAGGUAUACCUUGCCUUAUGUGUACAGAAUGUACAAUCGGAGGUUCUUUAACAACCCCUAGUGCUUGUACUACACCAUGUCAUCCACCAUACCAAUAACACUGGUGAAUACGUUGCAUCAUAACAGAUCUGAAUUUUGCAGCAUGCUCUUCUGAUAAAUAAUAGUGUGCAUUUUACAAUGAGGUUUCCUUUUGUGUUUUUUUUUUUUUGUUUGUUUGUUUGUUUGUUUUUUUUAACUUUUAAACUGUGCUUCAGCAAACUUAUGCCAAAUUCCGAAGAUCCCAAAUCCUGCUCAGGUCUCUGAGCUCAGCAAUGAUGUUGAUAUGUGGUAAACAUUUGCUUCCUCUUCCUGUUACUCUGGCCUUCGAGCUUCCAUUUUGUGAAGAAAAACUGUAAUGUUUACAACAGCAUAGAAGGUUCGUUGUGCACCCAAACCUAAUAUAGCUGACAAUUAUUGUUAUGCAAAUAGCUGAUUUGAUAAAUAUGGGUUUAUUUGCACAUAAAUAAUAAACCAGUCUAAGAAAACGCUGAAGGCAAAUCUUAAAUUACAUUUUAAAAAAUAUAUAUUGCACAUUGCGUUUUCCAAUAAUAAUAACAAUAGUAUUGUAAGAAAAAUGAAGAUCACAAAAGGACUUGCAAAAAUAUUAUAACUGGUACUUUCAUGCAUAGUAUGCUAUUCUGUAUUCUAAGGGUAAUGUCUUGUCACAGAUGCUUCAGGUUGCUGUAAUAGUAAAGCACUCGUUCUUUGUGAAAUAACUGAUGCAGAGUGAGUAUAAAGUAUGAAUAAUAUGUGCGUCUGUGAGAGAAUAUAUAAGAAUGUUUGUGUUCUUGUUAUGAUGGUGCCCCUGCCUUUGUAGAAUUCAGAAGCAGUUGUAUCUUUAAUUGUUGUUUAGGCCUUGUGGUAAACUACAUGACCUCAGUUUGUACUUAAUACCAUAGUUGAGAGAGAGAGAGAGAGAGAGAGAAAAAAAAAAAAAAAAAAGCAAGCAUCUAUCUUUUGGUACCCGGUUUUAACACUUCCUUCCCACUUGACUAGAUACUGCAUAUCCAUUCAACGUCUCUCUAUUUACUGCAUAAAUAUUGUAAUUGUGGUUUAUAAGGACAUGUGGGAAUAAAACUGACAUUUCCCCCAACCCCUGCUCUGUGGUUAUUAUAGGGUAUAGACAAGAGGUGGGGGUAGCCAUGAUAUAAGCUAGCCUUUCUACCCCUUAAUUUAUGUUAUGACUAUAUAUGGUAUAGCUCACUUAAUGUUUUUCAAAGGGCUUAGCCAGUGCAUGGCAUUUUUAAAUAAAACUUGUAAAAAUGAUCUACAUUUCAUUGGAAUAAACCAGUCAUUUUAUUGAAAACAAAGAAAUGUAAUGAUCUCAUGGGGACCAAAUUUCCAUCCUAUGCCCCGCACAGGAAAGGUCAUUGUGGGUUGAUGUCUGGAGGAGUCUGGGUUGGUUUAAAUAGUGCAGUAUCCCUGAAAUAAAAUGAAUAAAUCAUUUUAUGAAAACCAACAUUUCCCAUUCCCAAUGGUCUUUGAAAUUGGUGUAUAACCUUGUGCACUAAUUCAAUCUGAACACGCAAAUGAGCACUUCACUUUAAUGUAUUAUUGAAAAAAUGGUAUUGCUUGGACGGUGCCAGUUCACGUCCAGGCUGUGCAAAGAGGCCGAACAUCUGGGGACGCCGAAGGGGGCGUCACGUUGGCCCUGACGCUCCCAGGUGGGGGAUGGGAAACCGGCAGGCACUCCUCCUCAUUGCGCAACAGCGAACCCUACUGGCCAGACACCAAGCAUAUUCAGAGUGGAUAAAAAGCAGGGCUGAUCUCUGUUCUCCCGGAUCGGUAGCCAGCCCACCCUGCUCUGGAUAGCUCGGGGUAAAAGCGAUUCUGGCUUUAGGCUUCUGAGAUCGGAGGACGCUCACACGCCCUCAGAACAUCUGUGCUGUGUUGGGACUGGCUGCGGUGAGGAGAACAAAAAAACAUAAUUGGACAUUUCGAAUUGGGGGGGGUGGGGGAUUUAAAAAAAAAAAAUUGAUCACUCAAUUUUAUUUAAAAAAAAAAAAAAAAAAAAAAAAAUAUGUAAUGGUAUUAUACUUGCCGUAAUAUGUAAAUUGGACUUGGUUAUGUUGGGAGAUGCAAUCUGAGAGUGACGUACUUUUUUAAAAGAAAAUAAUACCUUCUCUGAGUGUACGUGUUACUAUAUGUGUCUAAGGAGAGGGGUUACAUUGUUAUGUAUUAAUGGCAUUAAGGAUGCUUUGAUCGCUUUUGGUGGUGUGUGUUUGUUUGUUUGUUUGGUUUUUCUUUUGCUCAGGGUACAAAUACGUGUAUGAAAUUGCCAAUAAUUCUUGCACAGAUUGCACUGUGAUUGGAUAAACCUAACCUACUGUAUGGUGUGUGUGUGUGUAUAUAUAUAUAUAUAUAUAUAUAUAUAUAUAUAUAUAUAUAUAUAUAUAUAUAUAUAAAUUCCUAUCAGUUUUUUUUAAUAUGAUUAUUAUUUUUAAAUUGUAUAGCAUACUAUAGUAUGGAAAGCAAUACAUCUAUUUAUGCAAGGCUACAGAGUUGGGGUCAAUUGCAUUUUUUCAAUUCCAGUUCCAUUUCUAAUCCCAAUUCCCUUUUAAUCAAUUAAAAUUCCUAUUCCAGUCAUUUUACAACAAAGGCUCUAUUGAGCAAACAAAUACUGUGUACAACUUAAUGAACUUGUCAGGUAACCUGAUAAAGACUAUGCCGUAAAAUGGAAUAGAAUUGGAAUUGUAUAAAAGGAAACUGGGAUUGGAAAAGGAGAUGUCAUUCACUGCUUUGUUUAUGAUGUCUUUGUCUCGUGGAUACAUGAAAUCCACUGUGUCCUAUGAAAUACAAUACUACUGACACUGUUGUAAUAUAAUCUAUUCUCAUAUAUAUACAGACGUGCGCAAAUUUGUUGGUACCCCUCCACAAAAAACAAAGAAUGCACAAUUUUCUCUGUAAUAACUUGAAACUGACAAAAGUAAUUGGCAUCCACCAUUGUUUAUUCCAUAUUUAAUAGAAAUCAGACUUUGCUUCUGACUUUUUAUUCAACAUAAUAUUGUAAAUAAUAAAACAAAUGAAAAUGGCAUGGACAAAAAUGAUGGGGCCGCUAACCUAAUAUUUUGUUGCACAACCUUUAGAGGCAGUCACUGCAAUCAAACGUUUUCUGUAGCUCUCAAUGAGACUUCUGCACCUGUUAACAGGUAGCUUGGCCCACUCUUCCUGAGCAAACUGCUCCAGCUGUCUCAGGUUUGAUGGGUGCCUUCUCCAGACUGCAAGUUUCAUCUCUUUCCAUAGAUGUUCGAUAGGAUUCAGAUCAGGACUCAUAGAAGGCCACUUCAGAAUAGUCCAAUGUUUUGUUCUUAUCCAUUCUUGGGUGCUUUUAGCUGUGUGUUUUGGGUCAUUAUCCUGUUGGAGGACCCAUGACCUGCGACUGAGACAGAGCUUUCUGACACUGGGCAGGACGUUUCGCUCCAGAAUGCCUUGAUAGUCUUGAGAUUUCAUUGUGCCCUGCACAGAUUCAAGGCACCCUGUGCCAGGCGCAGCAAAGCAGCCCCAAAACAUAACCGAGCCUCCUCCUUGUUUCACUGUAGGUAUGGUGUUCUUUUCUUUGAAAGCUUCAUUUUUUCAUCUGUGAACAUAGAGCUGAUGUGACUUGCCAAAAAGCUCCAGUUUUGACUCAUCUGUCCAAAGGACAUUCUCCCAGAAGGAUUGUGGCUUGUCAAUAUGCAUUUUAGCAAAUUCCAGUCUGGCUUUUUUAUGUUUUUCUGUCAAAAGUGGAGUCCUCCUGGGUCUUCUUCCAUGGAGCCCACUUUCGCUCAAAAAGCGACGGAUGGUGCGAUCAGAAACUGACGUACCUUCACCUUGGAGUUCAGCUUGUAUCUCUUUGGCAGUUAUCCUUGGCUCUUUUUCUACCAUUCGCACUAUCCUUCUGUUCACUCUGGGGUCGAUUUUCCUCUUGCGGCCGCGCCCAGGGAGGUUGGCUACAGUUCCAUGGACCUUAAACUUCUUAAUAAUAUUUGCAACUGUUGUCACAGGAACUUUAGGGCUGCUUGGAGAUGGUCUUGUAGCCUUUACCUUUACCUUGCUCGUCUAUUAUUUUCUUUCUGAUCUCCUCAGACAACUCUCUCCUUUGCUUUCUCUGGUCCAUGUUCAGUGUGGUGCACACAAUGGUACCAAACAGCACAGUGACUACUUUUCUCCAUUUAAAUAGGCUGAAUGACUGAUUACAAGAUUGGAGACAUGUGUGAUACUAAUUAAAGAAACUAAGUAGUUUGAAAUAUCUCUAUAAUCCAAUUAUUUAUUAUCUUUUCUAAGGGGUACCAACAAAUGUGUCCAGGCCAUUUUAGAAUAUCUUUGUAGAAUAAGCAAUAAUUCAUCUCUUUUCACAGCUUCUUUGCUUUAUUCUAUGACAUACCAAAGGCAUGCAAGUAUACAUGAUAAAAUAGCUUUUAAUUUCAUCACUUUUCAGGAGGAAUGAAGCAUUAUUUCAAUGAGCUGUAAGGGUACCAACAAAUUUGAGCACGUCUGUGUAUGUAUGUGUGUAUAUAUAUAUAUAUAUAUAUAUAUAUAUAUAUAUAUAUAUAUAUAUAUAUAUAUAUAUAUAUAUAUUAAACAGAUUCAAAUGUAAGUGUUUUCUUUACUGUUUUAUGAGUGGGUCUCCAAUAUUCAGAAACAUGAAUAAGUUUCCCUAUAGAAUAGUCUGAAUCCAUCUUACUUCAGCUCAAUCCCAUUGUCUGCAGUCUUUCAUUGUGUCCAGUGAUGCUGUCGUCUGCAUUUCGGAAUGAGACAUUCCCUUGCAUUCCACAACUGGAUAUUUGCAUUCCAAGUAUAGGUGAAUGUUGUUAUUAAAUCUUAAUACAGAAGCAACACAUAAAAAGGUGAAAGAGAAACAUUAUGGCCUUUUGAAGCUGUUAACUGUUUAAACGGGGCCUUGCAAAAACAUUUUCAAAAUUGGCUGCUCAAAAAGAGAACAUCCUGAAGAAAAUGUUUAUUAACAGUGACAAUGAAGAUGAGUGUGAUCCAAUUUCUGUGCAUCUGUUUGUUAUUAAGGAUUUUUUUUUAAAAUAUAAAUGGGUGUCUAAUAAUGUAAUGAACCAAAACCGUAUGUGAUUGUAACAUUUGAUCAGGAACUGUCUUGCAAGCACUGUUGGGUGUGUUAUGGAACAAACAACUCUUGGGUUCAGCCCAGGCCUCUCCUGACCUUUUUAAUAAACUAAACGGCAGCAGAUCUUCAAUAUUGACUUCCAUUAUUAAGCUUAAUAAUACAAAUACAGUAGAAUGAGUUGCAUUUGAAAUCUCUGCUGCUGUUUUUAUUCCCAGAAUGUCAAUCGGAUGGUUUCUGCUAUUUGAGUGAGCUUUACAUUCUUAGAUGGGUUUGGUCAAAACAAGGAAACCUAGGGGAUACAGCACUAGUUCUAACCUGUUCAGUUGUUCAUUUUCUGCACUUUACUGUAGGUAUGAUUCUAAACUGUCUCUUCAAAUAGGCCCCCGUCUUUUAUGCUAUGCGACUAUUUGUCUUAUUUAAUUCCACCCAAGAAUGAUCAUUUCAGCAUGUGUAAUUUACUCUGCGAAUGUUACUCUUCUGCUUUUUUUUAUUUUUUUUCAUGCAUUUUUCUGUCUCACAGUUACACUGUAAAUUCUGUUUUUGCGAGACAUUGAAUUGUACAAAGGCAGCAAAGGCAAUGCAGGUAUGGUACUUUCAGUAAGUAGAAAUACACCGGUGGUGAUGUUAUUUUCCUCAAUAAAGUGAAAACGAGAGAGCUGUUUGACUGUAGAACAUUGCUUUGAUUUUAGCAUUCGCUUCAUGGACUGCAGUGCAAUGUGUUUAACUCUUCAGCUGUACUUGAACCUGCUGCUUUCAUUUGGCUAAACCCCUAAUUGAUCACAUGUAUGCUUCUUGCACGUUCGCUGCUCUGCUCUGCUGGUAGACCUUUUACAUGUUAGACCUGCACUGUAGCUGCCUUGUGGGAAAACUCAGCACAACCUGUUCAACUGAUUUGUAAAUACUGUAAUAUAAAACAAUAAACAGUACUGUAAUAUUCAA
Messenger RNA from Acipenser ruthenus (sterlet), 9079 nucleotides. RefSeq names its product TGF-beta activated kinase 1 (MAP3K7) binding protein 3 (gene tab3). The record is from RefSeq and is a predicted model, not a curated record. The coding region runs from base 372 to 2492 and encodes 706 amino acids. Gene Ontology annotation, molecular function: ubiquitin binding. Gene Ontology annotation, cellular component: extracellular exosome. The transcript is spliced from 7 exons. NCBI's taxonomy places the organism in Eukaryota, Metazoa, Chordata, Actinopteri, Acipenseriformes, Acipenseridae.